Paramisgurnus dabryanus is the source of this 6474-nucleotide messenger RNA. RefSeq names its product versican b (gene vcanb). Gene Ontology annotation, biological process: cell adhesion; positive regulation of neuroblast proliferation; glial cell differentiation. Gene Ontology annotation, molecular function: calcium ion binding; hyaluronic acid binding. NCBI's taxonomy places the organism in Eukaryota, Metazoa, Chordata, Actinopteri, Cypriniformes, Cobitidae. Gene Ontology annotation, cellular component: synapse; perineuronal net. The record is from RefSeq and is a predicted model, not a curated record.
AUUUGAACUUGCUGCCGGCUCAUGUCUCCGUUCUUUUCGUUGGCACCAGUGGAAGUAAAAGCACUGAGGUUGUUCACUGGUGCUGGAGCAUCAGAGAUACUUGCUCGUUUUUGCAGGAACCUCCUAAAUUUGGGGAAGCCGAAGUGAAGAUUGUCUGCCGGGCAAACAUAACAAUACAAUUCGAGAUGUUACUGGACAUUAAACACAUCCUCUGGUUAGUCUGUGUCUGCAGUGCUGUGUCUCAGGAUGACCCAGCACGUAGGAUGAGGGUGGAGAAAACUCAGCCGGUUCGGGGGUCUUUGGCGGAGCAGGUGGUUCUGCCCUGCCAUUUCUCCAUCCUACCUCAACCCGCUGGCACUCACAGCACCCCCGCAGCAUCCACGCCAUCCCAUCAGGACCAACUUCGUAUCAAGUGGACUAAAGUGGAUGGGGAAAAGGAAAUCAUUGUAGUGGUGGCCAAGAAUGGGUACAUCAAGAUCGCACCAGAAUUCAAUGGAAGGGUAUCGGUGCCCAGCCACCCCGAGGAUGUGGGCGACGCGUCUCUGACCAUCGGGAAGCUCAGGGCCAGUGAUGCAGGCGACUUCCGCUGUGAGGUUAUUCGUGGCAUUGAGGACACUCAAGCUUUGGUCACCCUGGGUGUCAGCGGUGUUGUAUUUCAUUACCGUGCCAACAGCAGUCGCUACACAUUAGAUUUCGAAAGCGCCAAGCAGACCUGCACUGAUGUGGGCGCGACCAUUGCCACCUUUGAGCAGCUAUAUGCGGCUUACGAGGACGGGUUCGACCAGUGCGACGCCGGCUGGCUGGCGGACCAAACUGUCAGAUACCCGAUAACGAGGCCAAGGGAAGGUUGCCAUGGAGAUAUGAUAAUGAAGCCAGGAGUUAAAACAUACGGAAUCAGAGAUCCAACAGAAACGUAUGAUGUGUACUGCUAUGCUGGGACACUUCAAGGUGAAGUGUUCUUCGCUCCUGGUGAUGCUAAGAUGACUCUGGAUGAAGCCAGAGAGGCGUGCGAGAGAGAGGAUGCAGUUUUGGCAUCUCCAGGUCAUUUGCACGCAGCCUGGAGGGAAGGCAUGGACCGCUGCGACUACGGCUGGCUGUCUGACGGCAGCGCACGCUAUCCUGUCUCUGUACCCAGAAUGCAGUGCGGCAAAGGACAGGUGGGCGUAAGGACUUUGUACCGCCACCUCAACCAGACAGGAUUUCCAUUACCGAGUGAGAAGCUUAGAGCUUUUUGCUUUAAAGCGAGGGAACCCACAACUGUGCCCACAACUGUCUCCACAUUUGUGCCCACCACAGCUCUGACCCCCGAAACCCCUCCGAUCUCCAUCGUAAAGGAGACACCUUUUCAGACCCAUGAUUUCACAGAAGAGCCGCCAUCCAUGUUCUCAACAAGCAUGGCUCCACGUGACACACUCACCACUUUAAAAGUCACAGUUGCACCGUCUGAAAAUGAGGAAACUUGGGAUGUGACAACACCACUCAGUGACUAUGAAGAUAAAGAUGACUCUUUGGUACAGUCAGUACCUUUAUCUCCUUAUUCAGAUUCACCAUUCUCUAUACCCAGUCAGCCCACCACAGGGGAUGAACCAUUGGAGACUCCUUAUGUGGAAUUCAGUGGCUCUGAGGCCAGCAGCGUAGACGUGGACACUUCUGUCACUGAGCUUUCUACCGUGCCAGGGUUUGUUAUCGAUCCAGAAAGACCAGCCAUCGUUUAUAAAGAAAACAUAACUACCACGGACAACACGACUGAAGAAGACUUGCUCAUUCCAGCAUCCACCACCAUAGUGCCAGGUUUGAAUCAAGAAGUCGUCCAUACUGAGUUUGUCAAACCAACGUCAGCCGUCGACCUUCCUUUAAGCACAAAGAGGCAGGGUCCAUAUCUGAAUGUCUUAUUUUUGGACAUUUUCAAGGCAAAUCACACAGAUGUUCUAAAAUUCAUCGAUCAACCAGGGAGCUUUCCCCAAGUACCUCUUGCAUCUGGUGAAAAUGAGUCUCCUCUGACCAGCGGAGAUGUCGAGACAACUUCUGUUAACAUCACUCCAGAACUGAGAUUCGUCAAUGGAAAAUACGAGCUGACUUUGAAACCGGACACACAAACUCAGGAGGCUAGAGGAGACCAGUUUGAAACCGCUAUUCCAACAUUAACAGAAAAAACCCUCCAUAAUUACCAGAUAGACGUGACUACAGAGGAGGCGGAGAGAAUCACAUCUGAGAUUGAGGAAUCUGUCUCAACGGAGAGAAGCCCAUUCGAUCCCCAUGUCACAACGACAGAAAGCUCUAAAAUUAUACCCGAGACAGAGUCACUCCUUUAUACAACCAAAUCCCCGACCCAUGAGAAGUCCUCACAGGCUGCAACAGUUAGCAUGCCAAUGUCUGAAGGUGGUUCCGGUAUGCGGCCAGAUGAUGAUGAAGAUCUUAAUACCACAGAAGGUUCUGCGGAUGAUGUGUUCCCAACAAGGAAAUUUCAAGGUCCAGAUGUAGUGGCUACUGAUGAGACAGAAAUUGGUGAAAUGGAAAAGACUACAGAGAAAUUUAACGUAGAGUGCUUCACUAAGGCACCUUCUCCCACAUUUCAAAGUACUCCAGAAUCUUCAGAAGUCAGCACUGUUGAUGUAAAAAAGCACCCAGAUGAAGAAGAUUUUGAGGGAUCGACUUCAGCUGAAGAAGAUGGCUCGGGACAAGAUUUAUAUCCAACUGAAGAAGUGAAAGAUCCAACAUCAUCACCAGCUUCUAAUCUUUCUUCUCAUAGCUUCACAAUGACAAAACAACAGCCUAUUAGUUUGGCCAUGUCCACUACAGAACCCAGUGUGGUAUUGUCUCCUCAAAUGGAGGGAGUCUCCGAAGAAGGUUCUGCCUUUACCAACGAAUCUCAGAGCGAAGACAAAGAGACCACUAGUAAUUUAUUAGUGCCUGAAAUCGAAAAAUACACAAGCAGCAUUUUCACUAUUACUGAGGACAUGGGCUCUGGCGAUCGACCGGGCGAAGUGUUCACAAAGGAUCCUCUCCUUGCUUCUACUGCUGCGUCUCUUCCUAUUCAACAAACUGAAGAAACAAAGAUCGCCACAGAUGAUGAUGAUAAAAAAGGACUUGAGGGUUCUGGAGAAGACAUGACAUUGUUGAGUUUUGGUUCUACUCAAACACAGACGACACCCAUGUUGACAACCCUAAGUUCAGUGACCGCAAUCCCAACUGAUGCUCCUGAAGCAAUAUUUUCCUCACAGGAAACGGUUCUUAUCCAAGCAGUACCUUCAGGAGAGACAACUACCUCAGUAGAGACUUCAGAGGAUAUUACAAGCUCAGGGCAGACACCAGAGGAGGAGAAGGCAAACACCUUAGUGCAGGCAUCAGAGGAGAAAACAACUACAGUGAAGAUACCAGAGGAGACAACAACCACAGUGAAGACACCAGAAGAGGAGGCGGAAAACACCUCAGUACAGACUUCAGAGGAUACUACAGGCUCAGGGCAGACACCAGAAGAGGAGGAGGAAAAGAACUCAGUGCAGGUAUUACAGGAGACAACAACCACAGUGAAGAUACCAGAGGAGACAACAACCACAGUGAAGACACCAGAGGAGGAGGCGGCAAACACCUCAGUACAGACUUCAGAGGAUACUACAGGCUCAGGGCAGACACCAGAAGAGGAGGAGGAAAAGAACUCAGUGCAGGUAUUAGAGGAGACAACAACCACAGUGAAGACACCAGAGGAGACAACAACCACAGUGAAGACACCAGAUGAGACAAGCAGCUCAGUUAAGGCAUUAAAUGAGACAGACACCCUAGUGGGGACUACAGAGGAGACAAAAACCUCAGUGUUGACACCAGAGGAGACAGACACGUUAGUGGAGUCGUCAGGAUCAGAGGCGACAGAAACCUUUGUGAAGAUGUCAGAAGAGACCACCACCUCGAUGUGGAUUUUAGAGGAGACAACUACCUUAGUGAAGACAUUAGAGGAGACAACACCAUCACUGAAAACCUUAGAGGAGGCAACAACCUCAUCGCAGUCUUCAGAGGAAAUGCCAAGCUCAGUGCAGACUUUAGAGGACACAACAACCACCGUGAAGACAUUAGAAGAGACAAACACGUUAGAGGAGACUUCAGAGGACACAAAAUCAGAAAUAACCUCAGUUUCACCAUCAGAUGAGACAAAAACCUUGGAGCAGACUUCAGAAGACACAACAACUUUUGUGCAUACUUCAGAUGACACAACAGCCUCAGUGGAGACACCAGAGGAGACAAACAUGUUAGAAGAGAAGUCAGAAGAGACAACCACCACGAUGCAGAUGUUAGAGGAGACAACACCAUCACUGCAGCCUUCAGAGGAGGCAACAGCCUCAGUGAAGACAUCAGAGGAGACAACAACCACAGUGAAGACACCAGAUGAGACAAGCACCUCAGUUAAGGCAUCGAAUGAGACAGACACCCUAGUGCGUAUUACAGAGGAGACAAAAGACAUUGCACAUUCUCCAGAUGAUUACUCCACAGAGAAACCUCUCACGUCAUCUAUUCCAGUUUCCAGUCCUUCCAUUGUAGAUGUUUCUGAAGGACUGCAUGAAUCCGUCCAGAUCUUGGAUGAAAAAGUGGUUACCGAAGACGUUCUCACCACUAUCAAAUCUCCAACGACCGUGCCAUUCACAGAAGAUUUAGAUUAUGAAAAUGGAGCAAGUCCUUCCUUCGUAGAGUCACAACCACAACCAAAGAAAGAGCUUACCACAAGUCCACCAGAGUCUUGGACUGAUGUUAGCUACACUUUUGAGAGCAGCAGUGUUGAUUUACAAGACCUCCCUCAUUGCUCGGUCAAUAUGUGUGAAAAUGGUGGAACUUGCUACUCUACUGACAAAGGAAACUUUUGCGUCUGCAUGCCGGGAUUCAGCGGAGGACAUUGUGAAAUUGACAUUGAUGAAUGCCAGACAAACCCUUGCCAUAAUGGAGCUACAUGCAUUGAUGGGCCAAACUCGUUUUCAUGUGUCUGUCUGCCCAGCUAUUUUGGAGCUCUUUGUGAACAAGAUACCCAGCAUUGCGACUACGGCUGGUCCAAGUUUCAGAGUCACUGCUAUAAGUACUUUACACAGCGGCGUACAUGGGAAGCGGCAGAGAGAGCGUGCCGUAUUCAGGGUGGACAUCUCACCAGCGUCCUAUCUCAGGAGGAGCAGACCUUUGUAAAUCGUUUGGGACAUGACUACCAGUGGAUUGGGCUAAAUGAUAAAAUGUUUGAUAAUGAUUUCCGCUGGACCGACAGAAACCCUAUGCAAUAUGAGAACUGGAGAGAGGGUCAGCCAGACAACUUCUUCACUGCGGGCGAAGACUGCGUGGUGAUGAUUUGGCACGAAAACGGGCAGUGGAACGAUGUGCCGUGUAAUUACCACCUGACCUUCACCUGCAAGAAGGGCACAGUGUCCUGCGGUCAGCCUCCUGUCAUGAAGGACACCCAUAUGUACGGCAGCUUGAAGCCACGCUACGAGGUGAACUCGCUGGUGAGAUACCAUUGCAAGAAAGGCUUCAUUCAGAGACACGUACCCACUAUCAGAUGCAGAGAGGACGGCAACUGGGAGACGCCCAAAAUCACAUGCUUAAAUCCGUCUGCUUACCAGAAGGCAUACGCGCACAAACAUCAAAACAAUAACUUUUACAACAACAACGGCAAGAGUCUCCAUGAGUUGACAGAGGUCAGUCAACACUGGUCAAAAACAGACACCAAACAUUGAUCUCCAAACAGAUCAACAGAUAGAGAAAUCUUUCGGUCCGAAGCCAAAUCAUACAUUAUGUGCCUGAUGAAUGUUUAAAAGUGGAGAUGUGAAUUACCCUGAGGGACUGCAAGAAGAAAACACAAAAUCAUCCACCCAAGAGAGUGUACUUUAUAUUUUUUGACUAUGCAAUAGAAAUUAAAUCGCAUAUUGUUUCAACCUACAUGGGGGUUCUGGUUGUAAUGUAUAUAGUAGAGAUAUUGAUCACACAAUUGAAGAGCUGUGAAUGGUGACUGUUUUUAACUUUUAUUUCAACUUUAAAUGCCACGUUUCAUAUGCAAAUAAACAGACAAGUAUGCAUGCACGUGGAGUAACAGCAAAAGCUGUCAUAUUGUUUCAUAUGGAUGGGGUGGGAAAGGGACGUCACAGGCAACAAGUGUUGACUGGAAACCUUCAUCAUCAUCAUCAUCAGCAGCCAAAUAACAAAACCCAUGGUGCACUCUCAUGAUCACAUUUACAUAUGGCAUCAAAAUAUAUUGCCUAUUUUUUUUUUUUUUUAAUAUGUGGUUUGUAAUAUAUAACCAUUUUUACCUUUUUAUAAAAAAAAAUGAAUGUCAUGGUAAAAUAUGAAUACUGUAUGUGUGGUUGAAUGUGUUAGCCGUUUUUGUUGUCGGACACUAUUACAAAUGUUAUACAUGAAGCCAUAGAAGUUUAAUUUAUUGCUGAAAAUACAAUUUAACGAUGAACGAACUGUGAGAUUUUUUGUUUUUAAUAAAGUGUUAUUGGAAUAUUA